Trametes versicolor FP-101664 SS1 is the source of this 1676-nucleotide messenger RNA. RefSeq lists its product as uncharacterized. The transcript has 2 exons. The record is from RefSeq and is a predicted model, not a curated record. Bases 16 to 1365 code for a protein of 449 amino acids. Lineage: Eukaryota; Fungi; Basidiomycota; Agaricomycetes; Polyporales; Polyporaceae.
CUCCUCAUCACCGCCAUGUCCUCCACCGUCCCCCUCUCGCCCUCCUUCGAGUCCCUCGUCGCCGCCCCACACAACACCGACGAGCCGCCCCCGCUCGAGCCACCGCUCUCCCCCAAGGUCCGCUUCGACCAGGACUGCGUGCUCAUCCCGGACCCCCUUCCCGCCUCCAGGCUCCCACGUCUUGUCACAAAGUCGUACUCUCUUCCCCUCUGGAAGCGCAAGCAGCGCGAGCCCUCGCUCGUGUCCGACACAGAGGACGACUCCUCCGAAGACCAUGUCGUCUUCAAGGUCUCCGUCCCCAGCCUCACCACCAAGGCUCGUUCACCGUCCCGCGGAGACGCCGCCCACAGGCCCCUAGUCCCCUGCCUCGUACACUCCGCCCACCUCUCCGACUCCUCCGUCUCUUCCAUCGACCCGACCACGCCCUGCCAGUCGCCUCAACGUCAAAACCGCCCCCGGCGCGCGUCUCUCCCCCAACCCGUCCAGCCUGAUGCCGUUACCGUCCCGCUGCGCUCCUGCUGCGCGCAAUGCUACGCCUCCAUCGACAGCUGCAUGAAACUCGGCGAGCACUGGCAGGUGCACUUCUCCAAGGGCGCCGCCCGCCGCCGCAAGUCCGUCUCCGACACCCACGCGCCCAAGCCCUCCCGCAGCGCGCGCCACUGCGUGCGCGACGCCAUGCCCGGCUUCGACGCCAUCAUCGCCGUCGACGAGGUCGACCGCCGCCGCCGCUCGACCGACAUCGACGCCCUCACCGCCUUCUCGCUCGAGCUGCCCGCAUGCGCCCCAGCCCCCACGGGCCCAGACGACCUCCAGCUCCGCCGCGCGCUCUCGCUCCCGGACGAGGUGCACCCCUGCCGUUCUGGCAUCCUGCACCACCUCGCGCAUGCGGCCCCCAUACCGGAGGAGGACGAGCCACGGCGGACCCCUAUCCCGAGCCCGUUCGCGUCUACGACGAAUCUGCCCGCGACGCGCAUCAUCCACGCCGUGCAGGCCGCAAAGCUCGUCGAGCGGACGAUCUCGCCUCCACCCGAGGUGAUCGCUAUCCGUCCUAUCGCCGUACCCGUCUCGAGCUUGCCCGAAAAGGCGGCCUUGCGCACGCCGCUGCCCGCGUCCCCCUCCCCGCCGCCACUCGCAAAAGAGCCGAUGAACUACUUUUCCGUGCCCUACCAGCCGGGCGACCGCUACGCCGCCGACUCGCCAUCCUCCUCGCCGAGCUCGUCACCUCAGAUCGAGCACACAGUCCCCGCGGGGCUCGGGAGCCCGCGCAAGCGGUCGCGCCUCCCCGCGCCCGCGAGCAUCUUCCGCGCGUCGACACAGAUGCUGAAGGGCAUGACCGGGAUGAGCGGCAUGCCCAUGAGCGUGUAGCGCGGUGCGCAAGGGUCCUUCUUCUCUGCUGCUUUCUAACUGUAUUCUCCACCGCUGUUGUUCGUUAUCUGGGUUUAGCUUCAUCGUGUCCGUUAUUUCCCCUGCAAUGUACAUUACCCCCGCAUUCAUCGUCCAUUCCUGUUCAUGUGCUCCUUCCCUAUCCCAUCCCUCUGUCUCUGUCUCUCGUCUCUUGUCUGUUCCUCGUUUUCGCGAAUGGGUGCCAUGGCUCAUCCCGUGCCCUCCCUCUCGUCCCCUCUCCCUGUGUCACAUGUGUGGCCAUACCGAAUGUACUCUACGACUCCGUGUUUCCU